AUGGAGACGACCGCAAAUCGUCUUCCGUGCGCCACUUGUCGACGCCGUAAAGUCCGUUGCUCCAAAACUCAACCUUGUACAAACUGUGCUCGGACCGGGAUUGAUUGCUACUAUGAAUCAAACUCAUCAGGAGAUGCAGGUCCUGUCAAUACGGAUCUUAUGGAGAGAUUACUGCACCUGCAAGAUUCAAUCCAAAGGCUCACGAAAGUCCCCGAUAAUAGCACUCAGGCCCAUCGCGAUGAUCCUGUUGAAAUCAUUAAACCCAUCAACGGGGGUAGGGUGGCAGGAAGCUCCGAGGGACAGUCGGGUUUGGAAAAUAUCAUCAAAAUGAUGGAAGACUCUUUACAAGGAUUAAAUAGCGCCAAUGGUCGAGAAAAACAGCCAUCCCAUACUGGAAAGCUAUGUUUCCGUGAUGCACAAGCGAGGUACAUCAGAGAAACAUUCUGGGCUGGUCUUUAUGAAGAGGUGGAAAAUCUUACUUUUUUAUUGGACAAGGCUAGUCCUGGUCAAAUAUUACACGAUACUUCCUCACUUUUCGCCAACCAUGAACAAUCUCUCGACUUUAGCAUGAAAACGAUUUCCAGAAAAAUGUCCGAUUUCCUCAUUGAUCAAUUUUUAUCUAAUGUCGAUCCAUUUAUUCGCCUCUUCCACAAACCACGCUUCAAUUUAGACUUGGAACAAUUCUAUCGCCAGGAAGAAUCAUUUGCAUCCCAUCGAGGAGAUUUCGAAACGCUUCUUUUUUCUAUAUAUGCAUUUUCCGCAUAUUCGCUGCAUGACGGAGAUAUUCUAGUCUAUUUUGGUGAGCCCAAAGAUAUUAUAGUCGGCCAGUUUGUCGCCGCAACUCAGAAGGCUCUUGAGAGAAUCAACAUUCUUUCUACCCACUCCUUGACGGCGCUCACGGCAUUCUCUUUGUACAUUACACUGCUGUCUGAAAUAGACAGUUCGAAUCUAGAGUGGACGUCACUGAGUGGCCUUUCUCUAAGCAUAGCAACUCGUCUGGGCCUCCACAAGGAUGGAGAACAAUUCAGUCUCAAUCCCUAUGCUGUCGAAAUACGCCGUCGACUAUGGCAUCACCUCUGUCUGAUCAACGUGCGAGCUCUCCAAGUCCACGGUAUUGAGCUGUUUCCUGUUUCAGCCUUUCGACACGGUGCCACGAAGCUCCCACAAAACUCGCCGGAUAAUGCUUGGGAUGCGUGCGAGUUUAGCCGCAGGUUGCCUGCCGCGGUGUCUGGCUGGACUGAAAUGGCACCAGCUCUGGUCUCUUUCGAACUAUCCACCCUAACGCGGACCAUACUUGAAAUUGGCAUACCAGAACAUGGCUCUGAGCAUUCGUACCUAGCCAACUGCGAUCAGCUAUUGUUGGAUGCAAAAUCACGGAUUGGGGCUUGUUACUCGCUAAACGCUUUGGACGAACCGAUACAAAAAAUUACGAAAGACUUGAUCGUUCUUAACCUCCAGAACCUCUGGUUUAUCGCGCGACAGUAUCUAUUAAAACACCGAGAGUGGGCAACGAAUGAACUACGCACGGAACUGUUUCAAAAAGCACUUCAUAUUUCCGAAAUUACCCAAUCUCUUCAAAAGCAAUAUGUUGGGCAGCACUGGGACUGGGUGUUCCGCAGUUUCCACGAAAGUACCAAAUGGCAUUUUGCAUCAACAAUUUUGAUAUACUUACGCCAUAACACGGAACAAGAAGACCCAGAGGUACAGCGUGCAUGGAAUCAAAUAAACAUUAUCUUCAGUGAGAGGAAAGAUGAUCAAGGUGCAUUAUGGAAACCGCUUCUUGCUCUCAAACGCGAGGCUGAACUUCGCCGUGCUGAAGCUAUGGUAGAAGGAAAUGGAAAUUUGCUGACAAAUAGUGGUUCUGGGUUGUGGGAAGCGCAGUCAGUUUCAACUCUACAUGGGAUAGAUCCCAUGUUUGCUCAAUUUGGGGACCCCGGACUUCCUUUGAGCCCAGACUCGAAUAUACUUGGUGAAUUUUAUAACCCGAUGCUAGGCGACUAUAGCCAGCCAGGGUAA
This is a messenger RNA of Talaromyces rugulosus, 2016 nucleotides long. RefSeq lists its product as uncharacterized. Gene Ontology annotation, biological process: regulation of DNA-templated transcription. The coding region runs from base 1 to 2016 and encodes 671 amino acids. Gene Ontology annotation, molecular function: zinc ion binding; DNA-binding transcription factor activity, RNA polymerase II-specific. The transcript has 2 exons. The record is from RefSeq and is a predicted model, not a curated record. NCBI's taxonomy places the organism in Eukaryota, Fungi, Ascomycota, Eurotiomycetes, Eurotiales, Trichocomaceae.